Monomorium pharaonis (pharaoh ant) is the source of this 5968-nucleotide messenger RNA. Its product is annotated as ATPase family AAA domain-containing protein 2. Gene Ontology annotation, biological process: positive regulation of transcription by RNA polymerase II. Bases 312 to 4166 code for a protein of 1284 amino acids. The transcript has 16 exons. The record is from RefSeq and is a predicted model, not a curated record. Lineage: Eukaryota; Metazoa; Arthropoda; Insecta; Hymenoptera; Formicidae. Gene Ontology annotation, cellular component: nucleus. Gene Ontology annotation, molecular function: ATP hydrolysis activity; histone binding; chromatin binding.
UACAGAUGAUACGGAUUUUGCAAUUGAACUCCAUCCCCGGAAGAAUCGGUACCGUCUUGUUCUUCUGAUGUCAUUCGGCGGGCAGUAACGUCGGUCGUGUGGUUUUACCCAAAGCUGAACGAGGACGACGAGGCCGACCGAGAGCGUUACCCGACAUCACGAAGAAAGAGAUCCCCAGCUCGUGCUCGCGCUAUUCCUCCGGAAGGACAGUCCCUCGCGGUCGUGAAUGCAAUUCUGCGCUGUCCCACGCAUAUGACGGACGUCCGCGGAUUUGACGUUUUUCUCGCACAUCAGCAACAAGAAUUGGCCAGAUGAAGAUAAUGUCAGAUGAUGAUGCUGCAUUGGACUCAAUGGAUACCGAGGAAGAGAUGUUUGCUCCUCGCAACCACAGCUUGGAUUCGAAUGUCAGGCGACCCAAGAGCCUGCGCAAGCUGAGAUCGCAUUCCGGCUCUAACUCCCAUAUAACUAGAAACAAUUUGAGUGUACGUCGUAGUACACGUAACAGAAUGCAGACUUAUGACAAUCUUAAUACAAGCUGGAUUCUAGGAACACAAACCUUGAAAGGAUAUCCUAUGUUUCAACAACAUGCAUCUUCCUCGGACAAAGAGAUGGUAGAUGAUGUCCCUGGUAGAAAACGUGAUCUCCGUGACCGCAUGCCCUUGCGAUCUCGCGAAAAUCACCCACCUAAUAAAACUCCGACAAGGCAUCUUAGAGACAGAACAGAGCACGAUCGACAAAACAGCAGAGAACUUCGAGGUAGACCUGAUCGUGAACUUAAAGAGAGAACUGAACCAGAAAAAGAUGUCAGCGAACAAACAAGGCCAGCAAAUGAAGAAAAAGAUACCAGGACGAGGAAGUCUGAUAGCCCGAGCAGAUUUAGAGAAGGUCCUGUAACCAGAUUAUGCGGAAGCAUAAUUGAAAAGGCCGAAAAGCCCAAAGUAGAGCCCCCGCAAGUGGAAGCAGAUGAUGAUAGCUCACGCGAAAGUGAAAAGCCAGAUAAUAACGACAAUGACAAUUCUGAAAACGAAGAUGGAUAUGAGGACAUGUACACACGCAUUAAGAGGACAAGACGUACGGCUCAACGACAACUGCCAAGAGUGGUGGAUAGUGAUCUAAGCGAAUCCUCGGAUUCUCCUGGGCCUAGGAAGUAUAGUUUACGUCAGAAAAAGCCUACCGUAGAUAGGUUUCAAGCUAAUGUAGAACCAGUUAGACGUUCUAUUAGAGCCCUUAGAAGUGUUCUCAGCAAUUCGAUGAGAAGAAGGAAGCAUAGAAGUAAGAGUACGAGUUCUGCCGAUUCCAGUGACUCCGAGCCUCAACGUUAUGACAAGAAGAAGGGUAAAAAAGCAAGACAAUCGGCUAUACCACAAGGCGGUCCACCUGAUCGAAAAGCUGACAUAAAUCCCAUCACUGUAGAUACUAACAUUAGAUUUAAUGACGUUGGAGGUCUGGAAGCCCACAUACACUGCCUUAAGGAGAUGGUCAUCUUUCCUAUGAUGUAUCCAGAUGUUUUUGAGAGAUACGAUGUUAUCCCACCGAAGGGUGUCUUGUUUCAUGGCCCGCCAGGGACCGGCAAAACACUGAUAGCUAGAGCAUUAGCAAACGAGUGUAGUCAAGGCAACAAGAAGAUGGCAUUCUUCAUGAGGAAAGGAGCUGAUUGUCUGUCGAAGUGGGUCGGGGAAUCAGAACGGCAAUUGAGAUUGUUGUUUGAACAGGCUCAACAAAUGAAACCGUCCAUAAUAUUUUUUGACGAAAUAGAUGGUCUAGCCCCUGUCAGAAGUACCAAGCAAGAUCAAAUACAUGCCAGUAUCGUAUCUACACUCUUGGCACUUAUGGAUGGUCUUAGUGACAGGGGACAGGUUAUAGUUAUUGGUGCAACAAAUAGAAUUGAUGCAAUCGACCCAGCUUUGCGAAGACCUGGCCGUUUUGAUCGUGAACUCUUUUUCCCCUUACCGGCCAUGAAAGAGAGAUUAGAAAUUUUAAAAAUUCAUGUUAGUAAAUGGAAAAAUCCGCCGUCCGAUCAAUUACUUGAGAUACUGGCGGAAAAGUCAACUGGUUAUUGUGGCUCAGACUUAAGAGCCUUGUGUACUGAGGCAGUACUGCAGGGAUUAAGAAGAACUUAUCCGCAAAUUUAUAUGACAAAUGACAGAUUAUUACUGGAUCCAGAGAGAGUCGCAGUAAAGAAACGUGAUUUUAUGCAAGCAAGCUCUAUGCUCGUUCCGUCAUCGCAUAGAGUAGCUCCGUGCGCGGGAAGAAAAUUGCAACCUUUUAUGGAACCACUGUUGGCACCUCCAUUGGAUGAAUUACUUAAUUUAAUAAAAGGAAUAUUUCCCCAAGGCAUAAAUCCUGCAAUGGCAAAAAUGAAAAAUGUCAAGGGCAUUCAUCGCCCACGAUUAUUGAUCUCUGGUGGCAGUAUGUCUGAGGGUCAAGGUCCUCAUUUAGCACAAGCAUUAUUGUAUUGCAUGGAACAUCUACUAGUGCAGAUCUUAGAUGUCAGUACAUUAUUUGCAGAAAGUGCUCGAUCUCCAGAGGAGACUUGUGUGCAGGUAUUUAACGAAGCGGCUAGGAAUGUACCGUCCAUAAUUUACAUUCGAUCGAUCAAUCAGUGGUGGCCUCUUGUGCCGGAAACAGUAAAAGCAGUUUUUCUGUGCCGUAUCGCUGCAUUGGAUCCUUCAUUGCCAAUUUUUAUUCUCUCAACAAGUGAUGCAAUGUAUCAAGAUUUACCUGAUCAACUAAAAAAUUUGUUCAGCGAAUUACGUGGGGAGGUGUAUUCCAUGAGAACUCCUACCAGUGAACAAAGAAAGAAAUUUUUCCGGCCCAUUUUUAUGAUCCAGAGUUUAAAACAGCCACAGAUCAAAAGCAACAAAGUAGAGGUUUUAGAAACACUGCCAUUAGCGCCGGAUCCGUUGCCAAAGAAACUAACAGAAGAAGAGAAGCAGAUCAUGUACGAGAAAGAUGAAGUAUCUUUGAGAGAGCUGCGGAUUUUCCUGAGAGAAAUAUGUGCUAAAUUAGCGAGAAAUCGACAAUUUUUCAUGUUUACGAAGCCGGUGGACACGGAAGAAGUACCGGAUUACAACCUGAUAAUAAAGCAGCCUAUGGAUCUGGAAACGAUGAUGACCAAGAUCGACAUGAACAGCUAUCUGUGCGCCCGCGAAUUUCUCGACGAUAUUGAUCUCAUAUGCAGAAAUGCUCUAGAAUAUAAUCCAGACAGCUUACGUGAUAGGCCCUCCCUCGGAAUAUUAAAGAGGGACCCUGCGGACAAAUUGAUAAGACAUCGAGCGUGUUCUUUGCGUGAUAACGCAUACGCUUUAAUAAAAGCUGAAUUGGACUCCGAUUUUGAGGAUAAGUGUCGCGAAAUUUCCAAGAAUCGCCGAAUUUUAGAAAACAAUUGUGAUAAUGAGGACGAAAAUAAGAAUUCCAAGGCAGAAUCUACUUCCACGGGCGAGCGAGCGGAAAAGAAGGAGUCUGUAAAUUCUAGUCAUUCUCUCGUCGUAAACGGAAAAAAAUUCGGUAGUUCAAGAAAACGUAAAAUACCUGCUUGGGCGCGCGGUUAUGUGAAAAAAGUUCAUAAGAAAAAGAGGAUCGCUUUCGAUGAGAAUGUUACUGAAGGAGCCGCGAAUAAAUCGUUGAACAAUGAAACUACCACUAGUAUUGAUCUAGAAAAAUUCCAAGAAUUUGAAACCGAAGCGAAUAACGUUUUGAACGGGCAUAUGGGAUUGUAUGACAAUACCGAUUCGGAGAACGAGUCACAGAAUGAAAGUUCAAAGGGAAGCCAAAACUGCACUGUCACAGAUCACCGAGUAGAUAAUCUUGAACAAAUGGAGAUAUGCUUUGUGGAGGAGGACAAGCAGAAUGGGAAUGGCGAUUCAAGUUCGUCAUCUCGACGCGAGAGCACGGAUGAAUUGUCAUUCGCCAUCGAAAGUGAUACUAGCCGAGAUAAGAUUGAGGAAAACGAGAAAAUUGUGAUUGAUAGAAGCGAGCUCGAAAAUGCAUGGUAUUUUACUGUCGAAAUAACGGAGGACUUUCCUGUCGAGGUAUUGUGCGAUAUUUAUGUGCAACUAAGCAGAUGCGUUGGAAAAUAUGCUCAGAAAUACGAUAGAAAAUCACUGCCAAAGGACUUGCUCAAGGAAGUGCAAAAGUUUACACAGUACAAGUCACAACGUCAGUAGAGUACAACACACAGGUAUGAUAUUGUAUGAAAGAAAAUGCAUGCUGCUAACAAAGCAAACGUGCUACAUUAUUGCGUCAUUGCAACACCUUCAGCCACAUAUUGGAAGGUCUUUUUUUGUAUAUUUAUACUGAUCGCAAAGCCAGAUUUUAUCAUUGUUGUAUCAAACGGAACUUUGGAAUGCUAUAUUUCUUAGUUGUUAUACUGCCAAUCUUUAGGUGAAUAACAGCAUAUAUCUGCAAAGCAAUUGCAUUUGUUGUGUAAGAUAACAAGCAAUUUUAGUUGAAUAUUAAGUUUCAGGUAUAUAAUUGGAUUGGAUUUUGUACAUAUUUUAAAAACACUGUAAAUGUCCAAUCAAGUAAUCGUUUGAUAUUUCAUACAAAAAUAACAAUUCUUAAUCAUAUUUAGCGCUGAAAUAAGAAAAAAUUGUUUCUUAUAAAUUGUCUCUUAUUGCUGCCAUUUACAUAUAUCUUUUAUCAACUAAAUUUGAUCUAAAUUUAAUAAAUAAAAUAUGAAAAUUUGAUCAUUCAUUAUUAUUAGCUUGAUGCUAAUAUUUUUAUUUUUAUUAUUAUAUUCGUUUAAGACUAUUUCUAUUUUUGAGAUUAUAUCACUUUUAUAUGUCAUAAUAAUGAUAAAAGUGAUCAAACCAAAUAAGAUAAAAGUAGCAAAUCGCUAACAUUCUUGCAUAAUAUUCCUUUAGGAUAAUCAUGGAUUUUUGUUCGUGAACACUGAUACGAAAAAUUUAGAUAUAGAAGAUCUAAUUAAAAACUUACUAUCUGACAAUAUAUAAUAUAACACGCAAAAGGAUACAAGUUUUUAAUUUUAUCUUCGGUAAAUUUAAUAUACAUAUACUUUAUAUGUACACACAGAUACACAAAAAUGUUUCUUUCAAGUUUUUGCAUUAUGUUAAUUAUAUAAGAAAUAUUAUGAAAAUACUAGAAUUGGUACAUUGUGUACUUAACUAUUUUAGUUUAGGUAAUCUUUAAGUAAAGAAAUUACGUAAAGAGAUGGCAUGAUGGUCGUCUUCAAUUUGGAUUAUCGUCUAUUUUUCAAAAUAUGUCACAAAUAUAAAAUGUCACAAGUUUAUUUUAUUAUUAUUGACACGAAAUGAUUACGUUCUGCUGAACGCGGCUAUUAUUUCAGCUAUUAUUUCAUUUUGGAUUCCAAUAAGAAUUUUCCCUACACACGUAGGGAAAGCCAAAAUACGAAACGUGUAUUUCCUUACAUUUAUUAUAUAUAAAAUUGUGGUUUUUCAUCGUGUAUCAAAAUAUACCUCGCGCUACAGAAUGUAUCAAUUCAAAUUAUUGCUAGUAUAAGAUGAUACAUUUGACGUAUAAAAAUGAAUAGAUCAAAGCUUAUUAUCUGAAGAAAAAAAUCUGUGUGAAGGGAUUUAUCAUUUUCAAAUACUAAAAGUACUAAUAUACUAAAUAUUAAAUUUUAAAAUAUUAAAUCGCAAAAAUUAUUAAAAAUUAUCUUAUGUAAAAAGAUAUGAGAUAAUGAAUAUAUCUAUAUAACAGUAUUGUUUUGUUAAAAUCAUGUUAUACUCUUUCUAACUGUACAGUUGUUCUAGUUAAAUAUAAUCUUUUUCUUAUGAUAAUAAGUUUUGAUACAUUUUGUAUUAAUGCAAUUCACUUCAUACGAAAUAACUUAAGGUAUAUUCGCGAAAUGUGACUAGUAAUCUGCAAUUUAAAUAGACCAAAGUUGUAAAAAGGAUAAGGUUUUACUCGUUGAAGAUGGAAACAGGGCACUUAAUAUACACACACGUACACUACUAUAAAUAUGAAAUACCUCGAUAAAAAAAAA